AUGGCCGUGGUCUUUCAGAAAACGAUGCAUUUUGUGGAACUAAGCAGGAAAGUAGACCGCAGUUUGCUGAAUGGACUGAUCUGUUACAAACCCGAUGACCCCAUAGAAUUUUUGGAAAGCUGUUUACAGAAAGUGAAAGAACUGGGAGGAUCAGAGAAAGUGAAAUGGGACACUUUUGUUAGUCAAGAGAAGAGGACACUACCCCCGCUCAAUGGAGGACAAUCCAGAAGAUCCUUUUUUAGAAAUGUGAUGCCUGACAAUCCUAAUUUUCCAUAUCGACGCUAUGAUCGACUCCCUCCCAUCCAUCAGUUCUCCAUAGAAAGUGACACAGAUCUCUCUGAAACUGCUGAGUUAAUUGAGGAGUAUGAGGUAUUUGAUCCUACAAGACCUCGACCAAAAAUCAUCCUUGUCAUAGGUGGCCCAGGAAGUGGGAAAGGAACACAAAGUCUGAAAAUAGCAGAACGUUAUGGAUUUGAAUACAUAUCGGUUGGUGAAUUAUUAAGGAAGAAGAUCCAUAACACAAGCAGCAAUAGAAAAUGGAGCCUGAUUGCUAAAAUAAUUACCACUGGAGAACUGGCCCCGCAGGAAACAACUAUAACUGAGAUAAAGCAGAGAUUAAUGCAGAUCCCUGAUGAAGAAGGUAUUGUUAUUGAUGGAUUUCCAAGAGAUGUUGCCCAGGCAAUCUCAUUUGAGGACCAGAUUUGCACCCCAGAUCUUGUGGUGUUUUUGGCCUGUUCCAACCAGCGGCUGAAAGAAAGGUUAUUGAAACGUGCUGAACAGCAGGGGAGACCUGAUGAUAACCUCAAAGCCACCCAGAGGCGAUUAACGAAUUUCAAACAGAACGCUGUCCCAUUGGUCAAAUAUUUCCAGGAAAAAGGGCUAAUCAUCACAUUUGAUGCAGAUAGAGAUGAAGAGGAAGUGUUCUAUGACAUAAGUUUGGCCGUCGACAAUAAGAUAUUUACUCACAAAGAGGCCAUGGCAGGAUCAAAUGAACUUGAUCGCAGUCUGAUUAUGGAUUCUGGAGAUAUGCUGGAUACUGAAUUUGACUUUGAAGAUCAGGCAGAUGACCAGUCAAGUUUCUCUGGAUAUGAGAAUACAGGAGGUUUUACAGGAGAUUUGAGGCAAUCAACCAUCAUUUUUGUAAUUGGUGGCCCGGGCUCGGGAAAAGGAACCCAGUGUGAACAGUUAGCACAAAAGUAUGGAUUUGUACAUCUGUCCAUUCAUGAUCUUCUCCAACAAGAAUCGUCCUCAUUAUCAGAGAGGAGCAAAUUGAUCAAAGACAUCCUGGAAUGUGGGGAGCAGGUGCCUGGAGAUAUUAUUUUGGAGCUAAUGAAGGAAGCUAUGAUGACCAGUUUAGGAGAGACAAAAGGAUUUCUGAUUGAUGGCUAUCCCCAAGAGGUGAAACAAGCAGAAGAGUUUGAAGAAAUGGUUGGGGAGCCAAAACUUGUGCUCUGCAUGGACUGCUCCGCUGAGACUAUGAGCAGUCGCCUUUUGACAAAAAGUCAGAGCUAUGAGUGCUUUGAUGAUAAUGCUGAAACUAUCCGGCAGCAAAUUGAAAUAUAUUACCAAGCAACAGAGCCUGUGAUUGCAUAUUACGAAAAGAAGACACAGUUAUGCAAGAUAAAUGCCGAAGGAACACCAGAGGAGGUUUUUCUUCAAGCCUGCACUUCGGUUGAUCUUUUUCUGAAAAAGGAAGAAGCAGCCUCUUCUUUUUCAGCAGAAAUACAGUAAUGGUGUACAGCAUUUCAUUUCACAUGCGCACUUGACAGUUCUGACUAAAAUGCUGUUCAAAGCAAUACCUGCUGUCAUGAGAGGUAUCUGGAAUUAGUGCAUGUGCUAUUUAAUGUGAUUUCGAAGGCUUUAUUUUAUCCAUAUGUAUACAGUACACUAAAUAUAAAAUGGUAUCUAUGCUAAAACAAUACAAAGUACUGUAUAUUGUUUAUCAACUUGUUUGCACUUCACAGGUUUAAAACAGCAUGGUGAACAGCAGGUCCAGUUUAUAUUCACGCCUUCAUGUAUCUGACUAUAACCAGAGGUGUUGCAGUUAAUGUUGAGCUCCUUCAACUUAACCAAGUUAGUUGCCACAUGAAACUGCAGGAUUGUUGCAUAACAAUACUCAUACCUUUUUUCCCCUCUUAAUUAAUUAGUGCUUUUCAUUUCUGUGCCAACACUUAGCUUGUUCUUAAUUCAUAGUUGUUGAAUUUAUUCCUUGCCAUUUUGCUUAAUGCUGGAACAUACCUGUAAUUUGUCAAAAUAAUUUAUACAGAGCUAUGGAAACUGAACACACUUUUGAUGCUUCCCAAAAAUACUGUAAAUGAAGUGAGCAAAAAACAAACUGAAUGUGAAGAAAUUAGCUAAUACUCUACAGGUCUGUCCAUCUAUUGGCAGGAGGCAGACAUAACUAAAAAAAGCUUUGCCUUGCUGUUAGUUUUCAGCACGUUGUAACAAUGAUUUUCUAAUUAUAUGCGUGUGGUGGGGGAAGGGGGCAGUAAAUACAGUGACUGAAAGUACUGGUGCAAUUCAAAGUGCAAGCAGAUGAUUUCCAUGCUAAUAACGGUAGUUUUCAUUGUUAAAAAUUAGAUAUUGAGCAACAGCCAGGAAGUACGAAAGUUAAGCAAUUUAAUCAUUAAAUCAUACUCUGGAAGUAUUUCAAGCAUAAAGUUCAGUUGCAGAUCAUCAUCUGUUGUCUUUUAGCAGCAUUGCCAAAGCUUGAAAGUGACAGGCCAAAAAUAUAUACAGUAAAAAGAGAGAGAAAAUGUUGGGGAUUGUGCAACUUGCAGCAUAUCCUGUAUUUAACAACCCACUUUUCCAAAAUAUCUGCACAAAAUUAUGUGAAACCCUAUUUUACAUCCAUUUAGUUAAAAUAUUUUUUAUGCCACAGACAGCCAAAUAAAAGCUUAUUUGACAUUUUUGUGAAGUAACUGUAUCUUCCUACUAGACCACUGGACUAGUCCACAGUUAGAAGUGAUUGCAUGACUGAUCUUUCUGUCAACAGUUGUACUUUAAAUGAGUAUUUAUGGGACAGAUUUGUAUUUUUAAAGUUACUUUUCUUGUAAUGAAGACAUAAUACAAAAUAAAAUGAAUGGACAAACAAAGAGAAGUAUUUUGUUGCAGUGCAUAUAAGUUUAGUUUCGCUGAAAGUACAAUAAAACAGAUUGCUGUAAAGUAUAAUAAAUGAAAUUAAUAAGUUACACAAACAUGAUUUUUUACUUAAAGAAGAUUCUCCUGUUUUUGUUUUACUUCUACUACAGUGAAUGGUUCAAAUAUUUACUAAAGACAGCUUUAGACUUGCUCUCAUCUUUUAAUUGUGGAUGGCCUUGCUUUCUUGAUUUUGUUUUUUUUAAACACAAAUUAAGCUUUACUGCUGACACCAAGCAAAAUGCUAGACAGACAGACAGACAGACAUCAUACUCUGCUAGCUAGUUCAAUGUCUAACAAACCACUUUUUGAAAAAAGAAAGUUCUCUCUAUCCAUUCAAAGAUCCUUUCAGCUUACAUUUAAACCUGCAGGCGCUAGUGCCAAUCCUCUUACGCUAGUUCUCCAUUAAUUAAAAUAGUCUGAAAUAAUCAUGAGGAUACGAAUUAUUCUGAGCAGAACCACAUCUAGAUACUUCCAGUAAUUUUAUGGGCUAUUUCUCAUUAGAAUGAUAAUUCAAAUUUAUGGAAUGGAUUGUUUCCAUUCCCAAAGGACAGUGGCAAAAGUCAAUUGUCAAUUUUUAAUUCUAGAAGUCAAUUACAAUUUUAGUUAGUUCUCACAAGUCCCCUUCAAGCUAAUUAAUGUAAAAAAUACUACAUACAUGUGUGAUAAUUUUUUUCAUUCAAGAAUUAUGAUUAACUGGAACAUGUUAAAAGCUCAUCAGAAAAGAAGGAUACCACCACAGAUUUUGUCUCUGGUAUUUACUCCUCCAAGAAGCUGCUUCUUUACCAAGGGUGCGACUUCUGGAGAAGGGUGAUCUUCUGUGUUUUUACAGAAGAGUGUCUGUCUUGCAACAAAUCUCUUUUGUUUGUCAUUAAAAAGUGAAAUACAUCUGGUGAAUUUUUAUAUUAUAUUUCUUUAGGUUUAUUAAAUUUCUCAAAGUAUAUGAGAUGCUUACAGAUGAUGUAUUACAUCACUCAGUGUUUUAGUAACUGUGCUAUAUUAUCUACUAAUAUAUUAAGUGCUUACACCUUUUCUCUGAAACAAAAAUGAUUACACCUAGAUAAAUUAUGAAAAUUAACACUGUAAUCAAGCUACAAGUAAAAUUAUUGUCAAAUGCAACCCACCAAUUAACGUUCUUAUUGCCAUACUUUUCAGCUAAUGUGUUCCUUCUGUAUUCUAAUCACUCUGAAAUUCAAGUCUGUGUGCGAGUGGAAAUCUAUUACAGUUAAAAAUGAUCACUGUUUCUGAAUCACAAGCUAUACAUUUCAUUAAAAAAGAUAUAUUAGCUAAAAGUAUAUCACAAUAAUUACAAAGCUGCUCAGACAUCAGUACAUCUUUAGGCUAAUACACUGAAGUUGCUAAAAUGUCUUCCUUUAGUCAGGAGUGGACACAGGGGGAUGACAGUAUGGUAUAACAUACAAGAAACUGAGGACCUAAUCCUACAAGAGGCUGAGCACAGUCUAUAAGGAGCAAAGUACCUUCAACUCCUAUUGAAUCAAAAGUAGUUGAGGGCACUGAGUACCUUUGCAUGGUUGAGCCUUUUAAAUAUUCAUAUGACCUAUUAUAACGUACUUUUUUCUAUUGUUAAUGUCGGUUAAAAAGUCAAAAUCUACACAAAAAGGAAAUCACAGCAAGCAUUCUAUAUAUAAACAGACUGUAUCCACAUAUUUUAUUUCUCACAGUUCUCCUGACAAUUGAACAUUAUUUAAGAACAUACUGUAUACACAGAUAAGAAGAAACAUACAAAAUGUUUUAAAUGAUGCACAACAAAAUCCAGCAGUAUAAAAGAAUGCAUGUGAACCCUUGCUCACUGCUCAGGCUAAAUUUAAUCACUUGUUUAAAUAGUAAUAAAAAUACAAUCUUUCAUGGAUCUUGUGCAGACUACAAAAGAGGAAAAUUAUUACCAUAUAUAUGAUUUAUAGUAGGCAGUUUUCUUUGAUGAGUUGCACUAACAACUCCAAAUACAGAGGCAGAAGGCUGUGUAUUUUAUUUUAAAGGAGUUAAUGUUGAGUAUUAGAGACUUUACACAGUUACUACCACUGGCACUUUUCACCAUAUUUUGUACACAUCACAUGAUCAUCUUAUAUAACAUUACAUUUAAAAAAUAUAUCUGAGUGACAAUUUUAUAACAUUCACACACCAUGAGCUGGUUAAGGAAGCAAUGACACAGUUGCCUCCUGUAGUGCUUCACUGUUGGUAAAUAGAGUUCAUUGUGGUUAAAAAAAAA
Molecule: messenger RNA, 5365 nt
Organism: Gavialis gangeticus (Gharial)
Lineage: Eukaryota; Metazoa; Chordata; Crocodylia; Gavialidae
Gene: AK5
Product: adenylate kinase 5
Exons: 14
Coding region: 1-1731 (576 amino acids)
Biological process (GO): nucleoside triphosphate biosynthetic process
Cellular component (GO): cytoplasm; cytosol
Molecular function (GO): nucleoside diphosphate kinase activity; ATP binding
Source: RefSeq, a predicted model, not a curated record